This is a messenger RNA of Cercocebus atys (sooty mangabey), 2917 nucleotides long. Its product is annotated as collagen alpha-1(I) chain-like. The transcript has 6 exons. Bases 1 to 1662 code for a protein of 553 amino acids. The record is from RefSeq and is a predicted model, not a curated record. NCBI's taxonomy places the organism in Eukaryota, Metazoa, Chordata, Mammalia, Primates, Cercopithecidae.
AUGGGUGCAGAGUGUAAAUGUCAGGUGAAUAAUUUGGAGCUCUCUCAUGUUUGCAGGCUUCAGUGGACAGAGAGGACCUUGAGAUGCAGAGAGACCAAGCAGGAAGCGUUGCGGCGUCAGGAAGAGAAGGCCCUGACAGUGACAGUGACACCCCGAGGAGGCAGGGAUGAGCGUGAGCGGCUUCCUGGAGACACCAGUGGCAGAGCCCAGUGGCUGAUGGGAAUGAGGAAACCGACUAAAAAUUGCUAUUAUUGUUAUUAUCAAGCUCACCAAUCCCUUCUAAAACAUCCAGACUUGCAAGACAUUGUCUGUGCCCUGCUUCAUUACAAGAAAAUGAAAAUGUCUCAAAUGACUAAUGUGAACAAAAUGUCAUUGUUGUCAGUGUCUCCCCUGAACCCUGGCCUCCACCCCAGUUCUUCUGGGCUAGACAAGCUAGAAGAAAAUGUGGAGGUCCCUUUUUGGCUGCAGGAGGGGGCUGUCACCACCCUCAGGAAACCAGCUCCCUUCUGCCCCUGCUGGGAUGUCCCUUCCCAUCCAACCUUUCUAGCAAAAGCGAAUCAGGUUUCUGUGACACGACCCAUCCAUCCAAAAGGCACCCUCAUCCAGCACUCCGCUAAUGCCACCGCAGCCAUCUGUGGGACUGACAGCCCUCCCACCGAACAGCCCUCCCUAUCUUCAGGAAGCCGGUGUCCUUGCUGGGAGCGAGAGGAAGGCCGGAUACAGAUGGCCACCUCUUUCAACUCCAGACCUAAUUUCCCAACGCUGGUCUCGGGCGCCACAAAACCCGAGCGGCCCGACCGGAGCCGGGUGCCAGCCUCAGGGCCGCCGGGGCCCGGCGCAGCGUCCGGAAUUCCUGCGAUGUCUGGGGCCCGGCGGCGGCUCCUCCCCGCCCCCACCGCAGCCUCCGCCGGCAUUUUCCGGCGAGGAGGCCCGCGAGCCCUUCGAAGAACCGGCUCCACGCGCGGCCGGCCGCGGCCGGCGCGCUUCCCGGGGAGAAAGGCGAGCGCGGCGUCCGGACCGCGCGGGCGGGACCGGUGUGAGUGCGAGUGUGUGCGAGGGAGCGUGUGCGAGGGCGAGUGUGCGCGCGAGUGUGCGGGUGUGUGCAAGUGUCUGUCUGUCUGUCUGUGCGGGGACUCGGGGGCGGGCGGUUCGGGCUCUCCUGGCGGAGGAGCCGCCGCCGCCGCCGCCGCCCGGGCCCCGGCGCUUCUCGCUGCGCAGGUUCGGAGCGCGCGCCAUUUUGUGAGAUUUACAAAAUCCUCCUCGGGAAGAAGCCGCCGGCAGCAGCCGCCGCUCGGCGCCCGGCCUCGCCGCCGCCGCCCUCUGUGCCGGGCCGGGCCGCGCGGCCCCGCCGCCGGGAAUCGGGGCCCGGGGACUGCGGUAUUUGCCGGGGAGGGGGCUGUCGCCUCCCCGGCCCCGGGCGCCGCUGGAACCGCGAGCCGAGGAGAGACUGAGCAGGCUGCGGCGCGGCCAGGAGCCGGAGCGCCGGGGGCGGAGAGAGGCUGCCGGGGCGGCGCUGGCUGCGGAGGCCGCGGCGGGAGCGGGAGCGCGAGCGCGGCGCGGGAGCCCGAGGCUGAGACUCACCGGAGGAAGCGGCGCGAGCGCCCCGCCAUCGUCCCGUUGACAACACUGAGAUUACUUUCAUUUUCCUGUAAGUCGUCAUGAAUUUUUCUGGUCAACCAUGAGUUAUCAGCAGAAGCAGUAAGUAGGAUGUACUGUAAAAGAAUUACAAUAAAAUAAGAGAAACCACUUGGAGAGCAAGAGGGCUUGUGGACUUAGGGGAACAGUUAUGAGAAGUGUCUCAGAAUUUAAUUUACAAAUAACGUUGAUAGAUUGACAUGUUGUCUUUCCCAUGAAGUAACUUUCAUUACCUCGGCCUUAAUAGUAAACUACUAUGAAAGUGAAUUCACGUCUAUCUUGAUUUGUGAGCUGAUGAAAAUUACAAAAUGUAGGGUUUUUUCCCCAGAUAAAUAGUGGAAUGUUCAGGUUUGAUGCCUGGAAAAUAGCUGAAAUUUUCCAUGGUAGUAGGCAUAUUUUGAAACUGUUUUUCUUUUCUCUGACAAUUGAAUAUAUUUUAUAUAUAGUUGAUUUUGAUUAUUGAAGACUAAGGAAAAUUGAUUUUAAGUAAGUUUAAAUGUUAGAAAAUGAAUUUUGCAAAUUUGAAGUAAUUUUAUAUGUUUUGGGAUUGUAGUUAUGUUAGAUAUUCCUCAGUUGGGGUAAUUGUCUUGCAUCAUUAUCUCUUAUCAUCAUCUGUUUUUCUUCACACAGUGUUAUAGUUUUGCCGCUGGACUCUUCCCUCCCUUCCCCCACCCCAUCAGGAUGAUAUGAGACUUGAAAGAAGACGAUGCAUACAGGUGACUCAAGUUUUGAAAUACAGUAAAACUGUGGCUAAGAGAAUGUGGGAAUCGAUGGUGUAUUUUGAAUGGGGGAGCGUUCUGAUAAAUAGUAGGGGGAAUUGUAGAUCAGUAAAUGCAAAGGUAGUUGGGCUAUUUGUUAAACUUUUGAACUCAGAUUGAUAAUCAGUGAUUUACAAUGGUGUUAUUACAAAUACAGCAUAGUAAUUGCUAGCACUUAGGCUUUUCAAGAGCUAAUAUUUUGGUGGGAAUUGGAAUAAUUCUGUUAAUAAUGUAAAUAACACAGUUACCUUUAUGGUUGAAUGCAUGUCUCCCCCAGAACUCUAUUAGAAUAUGGCAAAUCUUUUAUGGGAGUAGAUGUUAGUAGGAUAUCAUUAAAAAGACUGACAGUUAAAUUAAGGAUAUUAUAUUCAUACGUAUGGUUUCUUAAAAAGAUAUGCUCUGAGAUUUUGUUUAUUUUUUCCUUGUUCCUGAUAUCCCUGCCUCCCAUUUCCUUCCCUCCCUUCCCCUCUUAUCCUUUUGUCAUUUGUAUUUUUAUACAGAAGAAGCAGUGUGAAGGCAUUUUU